AUGACGAUGACGCGAGACGUGCGGAUGGAGAAGACGUCGUCGUUCCGCUUCUUCGCCCACCUGAGCGAGGGCGUGCCCGAGGUCAUGAAACAGAUCAGCCCGCCCGCCAUCGACGACGACGUCGAAGGCGGCCACAAGCGCACGACCGUGCCGAUGCGCGGCAGAGCGCGCGAGGCCGCUCUUCACCACCAGCAUCAGCAGCGCAGACGGCCCACCUCCCUCAGCAAAAGCGACGUCGGAACGCGACACGGCACCGAGCUAUGA
This is a messenger RNA of Acanthamoeba castellanii str. Neff, 264 nucleotides long. RefSeq lists its product as uncharacterized. Lineage: Eukaryota; Discosea; Longamoebia; Acanthamoebidae. The transcript has a single exon. The coding region runs from base 1 to 264 and encodes 87 amino acids. The record is from RefSeq and is a predicted model, not a curated record.